Merops nubicus (carmine bee-eater) is the source of this 770-nucleotide messenger RNA. RefSeq lists its product as uncharacterized. Lineage: Eukaryota; Metazoa; Chordata; Aves; Coraciiformes; Meropidae. Gene Ontology annotation, molecular function: oxidoreductase activity. The record is from RefSeq and is a predicted model, not a curated record.
GUACUUCCCAUCAAGGUGGCUACUCCCAUGAUGCUGUGGUCCAUGCAUUACAAAAAUAUGGCAUUCAUCAUAUUGACACAGCAAAAAGAUAUGGCAGUGAAUUGCUCCUCCAAAAAGCCAUCAAAGAGAGUGGUGUGAAGAGAGAGGACCUCUGGAUAACUACCAAACUGUGGCAUAGUGACUAUGGCUAUGAAACAAAAAAGGCCUGCUUGGAGUCAUGUGAAAGACUUGAUGUUGAAUAUCUUGAUCUUUAUUUAAUAUACUGGCCUGAUGCACAUGUUCUGGGUAAAAGCAGUCGAGAGGUCCAAGAUGAGACCUGGAGAAUGAUGGAGGAGCUCUACAAGAAAUGUUUGUGUAGGUCAGCUGGUGUAAGCAACUUUCUUAUCAGCCAUCGUGAGCAAUUAAAGGAAGACUCUGUGAUUACUCCACAUGUUAAUUGGGUUGAAUACCACCCUUUCCAAAGAUCUCAGGAGCUGGUCAAUUAUUGCAGGAGCAGAGAUAUUGUUUUUGAAGGCUACUGUCCUUUAGCCAAAUGCAAAGCACUCACUGAGCCUAGGAUCAUUCAGCUGGCAAAGAAAUAUGGCAGAACUCCAACACAGAUUUGCAUAUGCUGGAGUAUACAGAAUGGGAUUGUAACUAUUCCGAAGUCCACAAAAACUGAAAGGAUACAGAAAAACUGCAAGGUGUUUGAUUUUAUAGUAGCAGAAGAUGAUGUUGAAAUUUUGAACAGAAUGUAUGAUGUUUCCUGGGACCCAAGCCUUACUGUCUGA